AUGAAACGUGAAGCAUUUCUACAAGUUGUGUCUAAGGAGUCAAUUGAAGACUUCUUGCGUUAUACUCAGAAUCCUAAAAAUACAUUUAGUCCUUUUGACUUGAAUGAACUACUUCAAGAAUUGCCAAGAAAGCAAAAAGAAAUACUAUGGGAGAGGCUGACACAGCUAUUGACAGAGACUUUGAUGGAGAACCCUGUGGAAGCAUGGCAGAGGAUUGAGGAUGAUGAAAGUAAUGAUGACAUGGAAGUUGAGAUAGUUCCAGAAAUGAAACAAACUGUAGCUGUGAUCCAAGGAGUGACAGCUGUAGUUACUGCUUCCAUACCUGUAGUGGAUGAAACUGCAAACUACAAAGCUCUUCUAGAAUGUGCUUUUAUAUUAAAUGGUAUUCUUCCUGCAUUACCUGAAUCUGAAAAAAUCCUACAGGGUGCUAUCCAGCAUGUAUGUGAAAUGUGGUGGGAGAAAGGACUGGAAGGGAAGGAGCAGCUAGGGAAGACUCUGUUUAUCAUUCUGCUAAGAAAAAGCCUGAAUAAAGCUGCUCUGGGCGCAGAUAUAAUUCGUCUAUGGAAUCUACAUCAGACGUUACUUUGUUUUGAUUAUGAUUCAGAGGAGAGUAAUGAAGUCAAAGACUUGUUGCUUCAGUGUUUUAUGAGUGUAAAACACAUUAAAAAAGAAGAAGGAAGAAGAUUCUUGAGCUUUUUGUUCAGCUGGAAUGUAAACUUCAUUAAAAUGAUACAUGGAACCGUUAAAAACCAAUUACAAUAUUUUCCAAGAUCCUUGAUGGAAUACGUUUCAGAAGUUUACUUCAGAGCCUGGAAGAAGGUGUCAGGAGAAUUCUUAGAGAUACUUGAACAUAGCUGCAUUCAGGAUUUCAUGCAUCAUGGAAUCCAUCUUCCCAGAAGUUCUUCUGUUCAUUCUAAAGUUAGAGAGAUGCUGAGUUAUUUUCAUAAACAAAGUAAAGUUCGUCAAGGAGUUGAAGAAAUGCUCUAUAGAUUGUAUCAACCUAUCCUUUGGAGAGCACUGAAGGCCAGAAACUCAGAAGUUCGAUCAAAUGCAGCGUUUUUGUUUGUUGAUGCUUUUCCUGUUCGUGAUCCCAAUUUUAACACUGAAGAGAUGGACAAUCAAAUUCAGAAACAGUUUGAAGAACUUUUUAAUCUCUUAGAAGAUCCUCAUCCAGUUGUCCGCUCUACAGGGAUACUCGGAGUUACUCAGAUAACAUCCAAAUACUGGGAGAUGAUUCCUCCAACAAUUCUUGCUGAUCUUUUAAAAAAACUAACUGGAGAGCUGACAUGUGAUGUAACAUCUGCUGAUGUUCGAUGCUCUGUUUUUAAAUGCCUACCGAUAAUUUUGGACAACAAACUAAGUCACCCAUUACUGGAACAGCUCCUGCCAGCAGUCAAGCACAGUCUUCACGACAAUUCAGAGAAAGUGCGAGUGGCUUUUGUUGAUAUGCUGCUGAAAAUUAAGGCUACCAAGGCUGCUAAGUUCUGGCAAAUCUGUCCCAUGGAGCAUCUUCUGACUCGUCUUGAAGUUGAUUCGCGGCCUGUGUCACGACGCAUAGUGAAUCUCUUAUUCAACUCUUUCUUUCCCAUUAACCAACCUGAGGAUGUGUGGUGUGAGCGCUGUGUUACUCUAAUCCAGAUGAAUUCAGCAGCAGCUAGAAAGUUCUAUCAAUAUGCUUAUGAAUAUACUGCCCCCACCAAUAUAGCUAAAUUGAUGCUUACUAUUCGGCGCUGCUUGAAUGCCUGCAUCCAGAAAGCAAUGAAAGAGAGUCUUCAUGAUAGUGACGAUGAUGAUGAAGAAAAUGAAAAGGAGAAUACAAGUGUGUUGGAUAAUGUAUUGUCAAUAAAUGAUGUGGCCAGCAUGGCAAGUUUGUUGGAGAUCACUGUCAUUCUCUGGAGAAGCAUUCACAAAGCACUAGAUCACAAUGAAGAUGCCAAAGAUUAUGCUGUCAGAAAAUUUGCUUCUGUACUUCCUGAAUAUUUUAAAGUAUUUAAGGAUGAGCGUUGCAUGACACCGUUGGUUAUUCUGGCAUCCUUUAUGCCCCCUGCUGCUAUUCCUACAUUCAGCUGUGGUGUGAUCUCCAGACUCAGAAAUGUCGACAAUGGAGCUGACCAAAGCAAAUAUUCUACCCUGAUAGACUGCUUGUGUCGCUGGGGUCAAGUGGGACAUAUUAUGGAAUUAGCCUGUGAUUGGUUGUCUGACACACUCACCCCAAGAAAGAGUAUUAAAACAUCUGAACGACGAGUACGUAUCCAUGUAACAGAUGAAUCGAAGCCAGAAUUAGCAAUUGAUUACAUUGAAUAUUUAUUGACUCAUCCUGUUAAUCGUGGUUGCCUACUCUCUGUUCCUAAAAAGAAAUUGAAGAAGCUUUUGAAAAUUCUCAGUGCUGCAAAGGAGGUUCUUGGCUCAAUUCUGAAAGCAACUGAUGCAGGUUCUGAUAGAUGCAAUCAAGCAACUGGCCUAAGAGCCUUCAGCCUCUUUUGCAGGUUGAGUAUUCAUCUUCAGAACAAGUUUUCUGAAGAAGGAAGAGACUACCUUUCGCUUCUGAAGGAGACAGGUGCUUGGAUAGAAAGUCAAGUUGUACCUUUUAUACUAGCAAGCGAUCAAGAGGAUGGCAUUUCAAAACACAGUAAUGUUUCUGAAUUAAUUAUCCAG
Molecule: messenger RNA, 2655 nt
Organism: Balearica regulorum gibbericeps (East African grey crowned-crane)
Lineage: Eukaryota; Metazoa; Chordata; Aves; Gruiformes; Gruidae
Source: RefSeq, a predicted model, not a curated record